GCCAGCUGCUUAAGCUGGCCUGUGCUACACUGGCUAUACUUGUUACUACAUAUGUAAUAAAACUUUAUUGAGUGCGGAGUUUCAUUCGAGGGAUCCAGAAGCAAGGCCUUGUCCGUUCUCACCACCCAUCUGGUGGUCAACAACCAAUCUUCUCUCGAUGUGAAUGUUGACCAACAAAUCUCCAAGCCUAUGCCACCCCAUCAUUGGUUACUCGGACACAUACCUCUCAGUGCAAGUAUCAUUGGUAAUCUCCCUCCAUAUGCCCAUGGCGUCUACGUUGGAGACCAAAUCCGACAGAGAUAUCCGCAUCUCGACAGCGCCUUCUACCUCGACAAUUGGCCGCUCGCCGCCCCAAUUCUUGUCGUGCUCAAACCGGAUAUGAUGUACCAACUGACUCGAGCAAACCAAAUACCAAAAGACAAAAGCAUUCGCGCUUUCCUGAACCCUUGACCGGUGAAUCUGAUUUGGCCACCUUAGGAGGCGAUACUUGGAAAUACUGGAGAGGCAUAUGUCAAGUCUGGUUCCGGGAAUGAUUGAAGAGAUCAAGAUAUUCAAAGACCUGCUAAGAAAAAAUGCCGAAAGUGGUAAAGUGAUGUUUCUCGAAGAUAAUGGUCUUUGUUUCCUCGCCGACCGAACAAUACUCUGGGGCGAUCGUUAUGCCACACAUCACAAUCUUACCCACUGGCCGCGAGCCGAAGAGUUUAUUCCAGAACGAUGGAUUGUAGCUGAAGGCGACGAGCUCUACCCGCCUAAAAAUGGAUGGCGACCAUUUGAGCGCGGUAAUCGCAACUGUAUUGGCCAGGAAGUUGCCAUGACAGAAAUAAAACUCAUGCUCGCGUUGACGAUUCGAGAUUUUGAUUUCAAAGAUGCUUACGAGGAGUAUGAUGUUAUGAAAGGUAACCCAAAGGGUUUGAAUGUAAAUGGCCAAAGAGCAUACAUGAUGCUUCGGGGAGGCGGCCAUCCGGCGGAUCAUUAUCCAUGCAAGGCGACUUUUGCAAAGCGAAGGUGAUCUGGCUAGAGGGAACAGUUGUGCAUUAUUAUGAGUAGGAAUUUCGCUCGGGAUAAUAUGCGAUUCA
Molecule: messenger RNA, 1076 nt
Organism: Botrytis cinerea B05.10
Lineage: Eukaryota; Fungi; Ascomycota; Leotiomycetes; Helotiales; Sclerotiniaceae
Exons: 1
Coding region: 509-1009 (166 amino acids)
Molecular function (GO): iron ion binding; monooxygenase activity; oxidoreductase activity, acting on paired donors, with incorporation or reduction of molecular oxygen
Source: RefSeq, a predicted model, not a curated record